UUUCGACAAAAUAGCAUUCCAUCAUUGCAUUUAGUAUCUUCCGUUCCCUUUUUUUAUUUGCUGUAGUUAUCGUGUUAUAGUGCAUUUAUUAGUAUUUUUUUUAUAUAAAUUUAUUACGUAAAUUGUGAUAAUGGGUGGCUGUGCAACAAAAGAAAAUAAAGAAAACAAACCAAAAGAGGGCUCGGACGGGUGCGUAUGGCGGCCGGCAAAUCCGGCGUCCGCUGCAAUAAUCCAUUUUUAUUAUUACUACCUACCUAGUAUUUGCACAUAUCGAAUAAUUAUUUUUGCAACUAUCCCCUUUAUACAUAGUACUGUGAGCUCGCUAUUGUCGCGUGAUUAAAAACCAACCCCGGCCAUUGAACCGACAAGGGAUACCGUACUUAGUAAAUGCUGUACAAAAUAAUGCAGUCCGAAUAAAUUGCGUUUCGAAUUCAGUUUAGUUAAAAGUAAUUUUGUAUCAAUACUUUUCUUAUGUACUUAUGAAAAAAUGACGAAACUAUCGGUGCAUUAGUCGUGGAAUCUGGUCGAGCAGAACGGUGUGUUCUUCGUGAGAUUUCUUGUUAAAUUCAUAGCAAAAAAAUCUUAAAGACUUCUUACAAUCUGUAUAAACAACAAUUACAUUGAAUUGACUAGUAAUUUUGUCAUUUCAUCAAAGGCAUGCAUGCCAUGUUGCAUUAAAUUUCAAAAAAAAAAACUCAAUUCAUUCUAGAAUCAUAUAAACUCGUGUCAGAUAUCGCUGUACUUGAAAACGUUAAACGACGAUCGUAUUAUGAGACGUCAUCGGUGUUCUUAAUGGAAACAAAUGCGAGAAAAGCCGCAACAAUGGUCGACGCCGCAACCCUCGAGAAAUUGGAGGCUGGUUUCAGCAAGCUCCAGGGAUCCGACUCUAAGUCGCUGCUGAAGAAGUACCUUACCAGGGAAGUAUUCGACAGCCUGAAGAACAAAAAGACCUCAUUCGGAUCCACCCUCCUUGACUGCAUCCAAUCGGGUGUCGAGAACUUGGACUCCGGCGUCGGUAUCUACGCGCCGGACGCCGAGUCGUACUCCGUGUUCGCCGAGCUGUUUGACCCGAUCAUCGAGGACUACCACAAUGGCUUCAAGAAGACCGACAAGCACCCGCCCAAGAACUGGGGAGACGUGGACACGCUCGGCAACCUCGACCCCGCCGGCGAGUUCGUGGUCUCCACCCGCGUGCGCUGCGGCCGCUCGCUCGAGGGGUACCCCUUCAACCCCUGCCUCACCGAGUCCCAGUACAAGGAGAUGGAGGACAAGGUCUCCGGCACCCUGUCCAGCCUCGAGGGCGAGCUCAAGGGCACGUUCUACCCCCUCACCGGCAUGUCGAAGGAGACCCAGCAGCAGCUCAUCGACGACCACUUCCUGUUCAAGGAGGGCGACCGCUUCCUGCAGGCCGCCAACGCCUGCCGCUUCUGGCCCACCGGCCGCGGCAUCUACCACAACGAGAACAAGACGUUCCUCGUGUGGUGCAACGAGGAGGACCACCUCCGCAUCAUCUCGAUGCAGAUGGGUGGCGACCUGCAGCAGGUAUACAAGAGGCUGGUGAGCGCCGUCAACGAGAUCGAGAAGAAGAUCCCGUUCUCGCACCACGACCGGCUCGGCUUCCUCACGUUCUGCCCGACCAACCUGGGCACCACGGUCCGCGCCUCCGUGCACAUCAAGCUGCCGAAGCUGGCGGCCGACAAGAAGAAGCUGGAGGAGGUGGCGUCCAAGUACCACCUGCAGGUCCGCGGCACGCGCGGCGAGCACACGGAGGCCGAGGGCGGCGUGUACGACAUCUCCAACAAGCGCCGCAUGGGGCUCACCGAGUACGACGCCGUCAAGGAGAUGUACGACGGCAUCGCCGAGCUCAUCAAGAUCGAGAAGUCUCUGUAGGCGCCGCCGCGAGCCGCCUGUGUAUUUAUUUAUCGUUCCGCGGAGGCCGGGCACUAGUCAGCGGGCCGCCCCUCCUCCACUACUACUCUUUAUUGUAAAACGUAUUUUCUAUAAGGAAAUGGAAAAUAAAGACAUCUAGCGUUAAGACUA
Messenger RNA from Bombyx mori (domestic silkworm), 2040 nucleotides. RefSeq names its product arginine kinase (gene AK). Gene Ontology annotation, molecular function: creatine kinase activity. The transcript is spliced from 3 exons. Lineage: Eukaryota; Metazoa; Arthropoda; Insecta; Lepidoptera; Bombycidae. The record is from RefSeq and is a predicted model, not a curated record. Bases 793 to 1890 code for a protein of 365 amino acids. Gene Ontology annotation, biological process: phosphocreatine biosynthetic process.